AUGCCAGUCCACUCUCAGUGACCUCCGAAUGGCGACAAUGUCCAUACUCCAUUGUCUAUCCUCUGUGCCAGAGCUCCAAAAGAAGACGCAUAUACAAAUGGGAUUCCAAUCCAAGGUCACUGCAAACCUAGGACUAGGAGCAAGCGACUCCCGAAAGCGAAGGCGACGUUGACUGCCGCCGGCCCGUCACCGCCACCGCCAUUAACAGUCAGCUUCCAGAGCUCGUCGAAAGGGUCAAACACCAUCCAUGGAGCUCACCGCGCUGCUCCUGCUCCUCCCCUUCCUCCUCGCCGGCCUCCUCUGCCUCGGGAAGAAGGACGGCGGGGCCGAUGCGCGGCGCCUCCCUCCGGCUCCUUGCGGCCUGCCCGUCAUCGGCAACCUGCACCAGGUGGGCGCGCUCCCACACCGCGCCCUGCGCGCGCUCGCCGCCGCCCACGGCGCGCCCGACCUCCUGCGGCUCCGCCUCGGCCAGGUCCCCGCGCUGGUCGCCUCCUCCCCGGCCGCGGCCGCCGAGCUCAUGCGGGCGCACGACCACGCCUUCGCCACGCGCCCCUACUUCCGCACCGCCGAGAUCCUCACCUACGGCUUCCGGGACCUCGUCUUCGCGCCCCACGGCGAGCACUGGCGCCACGUCCGCCGGCUCUGCUCCGAGCACGUCCUCAGCGCCGCCCGGUCGCGCCGCCACAGCGCCAUGCGAGAGCGGGAGGUGGCCGCCCUCGUCCAGGCCGUCGCCGACCGCGCCGCUUCUUCUUCUUCUUCCGCCGCCGCCGUGGUCGACGUGAGCGGGGCGCUGUACCGAUUCGCGAACGACGUGAUCUGCCGGGUGGUCUCGGGGGCUAGGCUGUCGAGAGAGGAGGAGGGAGGAGGAGGGAGGAGCGAGCUGUUCAGGGAGCUGAUCGAGGAGAACACGGCGCUGCUGGGCGGGUUCUGCGUCGGCGACUACUUCCCGGCGCUGGCGUGGGCGGACGCGCUGCUGUCCGGCGGCGGCGCGAGGGCGUGGAGGAACUUCAGGCGGUGGGACGAGCUGCUGGAAAAGGUGGUCGUUGAACACGAGGGGGCGAGGAGCGGUGCCGGCAUGGAGGAGGAGGAGGACUUCGUGGACGUGCUGCUGGCACUGCGGGAGGACGGGCACGGGCACGGGCAGGACGGGUUCGAGCUGAGCAGGGACAUCAUCAAGUCGCUAUUGGCGGACAUGUUCGCGGCGGGAACGGAAACGACAUACAUCGCGCUGGAAUGGGCCAUGUCGGAGCUGAUGAGGAACCCCGCGGCGAUGCGGAGGCUACAGCAGGAGGUGCGCAGCGCCGCCGCCGCCGCAUCGGCCGGCGGCAUCGCCAAGGCCGACGCGCUCGGCGCGGCCACGGCGCCCUACCUGAAGGCGGUCGUGAAGGAGACGCUCCGCCUUCACCCGCCGGUGCCGCUGCUCCUGCCCCGCGAGUGCAUGCAGGACGCCGCCGUGCUGGGCUACCACGUCGCCGAGGGCACGCGGGUGUUCGUCAACGCCUGGGCCAUCAACCGCGACCCAGGCUCCUGGCACGCGCCCGAAGAAUUCCUCCCCGAAAGGUUCUUGGAGAGCGAGGUGGACUUCAGGGGCGGGCACUUCGAGUUCAUACCCUUCGGGGCCGGGCGGAGGAUCUGCCCCGGGAUGCAGUUCGGGCUGGCGACCGUGGAGCUCGCGCUCGCCAACCUGGUGCGCCUGUUCGACUGGGAGCUGCCGGACGGCAUGGCGCCGGAGGAGCUCGACAUGUCGGACGCGCCCGGGCUGACCACGCCAAGGCGGGUGGGCCUCCGGCUCGUCGCGAGGCCCGUUCGAGUGGGAUCAUGAAACAGGACUAGGCCCAGCAAGCAACGUGCAAAACUAGAGUUCAUGAAUGAAUCAAGAACACCCUCUCGCUAGGGUUUUUCCUCCCGGAGGCGAUUUUAUCGCCGCCGUCGAGAUCUUUGCUUCCCUCCUCCGAUCCCCCUCGGUUGUUGGUUCGGGCUGAUCACGGGGCGAUCUGGUAUCGCUGCCCGGCCUUGAUCGACACCUAGGGGUGAGAGGAGAGUUAGGGUUGGUUCGCAAGGUCCGAUCUGUUUUUCGGACUAGGGUUCAAGAUUGGCUGCGGGAUGAGAUCCAAGGCGGAUAAGGCGUCUGGGUCAAACACCGCAUCGGAGGUGGAGAAGAUGAUGGCUGAGUUAGGGCUUCGUGAGGAGGACCUCGACGAUGUCGUCUUUGAUGAAAAGCAAGCGCCACCAGUAGCUGUGAGAUGGAUGGCGGUGGCCAGGGUUCACAUCGACAAGCCGUACAGUCAAUACUGAUUCUUCAAGAACAUGCGUGCUGCCUGGGACUUGGCCCAUGAUGUGAAGUUUCGCCCUUUGGAGGACAACCUCUAUACUAUGCAAUUUUUCUGUUUAGGUGACUGGGAACGCGUGAUGCAGGAUGGCCUGUGGAAUUUCAGAGGUAAUGCGGUGGUGAUCGAGCCAUAUGAUGGAAUCACAAAACCCACUGAAGUC
This is a messenger RNA of Triticum dicoccoides, 2490 nucleotides long. RefSeq names its product cytochrome P450 71A1-like. Bases 248 to 1822 code for a protein of 524 amino acids. Gene Ontology annotation, molecular function: oxidoreductase activity, acting on paired donors, with incorporation or reduction of molecular oxygen; iron ion binding; monooxygenase activity. The record is from RefSeq and is a predicted model, not a curated record. The transcript is spliced from 3 exons. NCBI's taxonomy places the organism in Eukaryota, Viridiplantae, Streptophyta, Magnoliopsida, Poales, Poaceae.